AACAUAAGGUACACAGGGAAGACCGGUGUAUGCCUCUCUUGCUGGGUGAAGCAGGAGCUGACCGAGGAAAGGCUGACUCCAGCCAGCAGAGCGAGUUGUGAGAGAGCUAAGGUGACAGAGGCCGGGAUCUGUGUAAUCUAGACCCGGGUAGGCUGAAGCAGUCUGCGGUGGGCCAGGGCCCGAGACCUGGACACGGUGAACUCGCCGAGAAGGAAGCAAGCGGCUCUAGCCGUGAGCCGCCAUAUCCUUUAAAAUCAUUCUACGCUGAGACGGAGCUGACACUUUAAAAUAUCCAGUUAGAGUGACCACCACUACCUAGGGCAGCCUCCCACGGUGGCCGGCCUCCGGGUGGACAGCUGACACGGCUAGGGAGGCGGCCCGGCCCCUCCCAACCAGACUUGCUCCCAGACUCUCUUCGGAGCUUUCUCCGAUGUACAGGGGCUGUACACGGGCCGCGAGCCUCCUGGUGGCCAAGGAACUGAUGCCCAGAUCCAAACCUCUUCCUGCACCCCGGCUUCAGACGCCUGACCCAAAGGCACCUCCCCUUUAAGAACUUGCCGAGCCCUCCCGCCUCCUUUUUCUCGCGGGUCGCUCUCUUAGCGCUACCCCGCCCCCUGGAGGCGCACUGCGUCACCGCGUAGCCGCGUCUUCGCGCCUGCGCCGUGGAACCACCCGGGCAAAUGACGGGCGUGGGGGGGGGCGCUAGUCUGACAGGAACUGGGCGAGGGCGGGUGCCUCGCCGUGACUUCCGCUCCUGCGCCGCGGGGCCUGGUGAGCGGGCGCUUGCUGCUCUUCGGGACCCGUGACAGAGCUCUGCCUACACCGGAAAGGGUGGGCGGGACAGGCUGCCGCAUCCGGCGCUCCGUAUGACAUCGGCGGCGGGACCCCGGUGCCGAGUCUCCCGAGGCGGCUGUAGCUGCAAGUGCGGUGCACCGACGGUCGCGGUCGGUCAGGUUCUCGGCCCGCGGGGUCGGAUCGGUCGCCGCUGCGGUGGUCGAGGGGCUGUCGCUUGCAGAGAGCGAGUUUCCUGUGCGGCCGGCUUGAGUGUAAUUUAGUGACACUUCCUCCGAACCGGCGACGGCGUCUCCCACACAGCUGACUGUAGAUCGCCGGGGUUACUCUCCCUCUUCAAAAUCUAAGCUAAUUACCAUCGAAGGUCUUGAUGGGUCUUAAGGCCCUUGCCAUAGUCCCCAGUCCUUGGAGGUCCCCCAGGAAACUUUGUUGAUAAAACCGAGACUGUGAAGUACUUGAGGUUAACCCGGCGUCUCCGCGGCCCUUGUUUCUAGAUAUGGAUCAGAAACUUUCACAGUUGAUAGAAGAGCUCACAACUUCAGGAGAAUCCCAACUGAAUGCUCAGAAAAUGAAGGAACUGAAGAAAAUUUGCAAGUAUGUAUUUAGGUACCAUAAUAACUGAGCACCCACACCGUGGAGAUGGUGGGGUCCCUUUGAAGUCGAGCCCUCCGUCCGCUUGUACACCUCUGCCACCUCCUGCCCUCACCACCUGGAAAGGAAUUACCUGAUUACCUGGGCAUGGCGGCGCUUGCCUGUUGGGAGGUGGAGGCAGGGGGAUCAUGAGGACCAGGCCAAGGUGGGCAACAUAGUGAGAAUUUGUUUCAGAAACUCCAAAGAACCCCCGAAAGAGUUCUGGCGCUGUAAUCCCAGGGCACAUGGGUCCAGAAUGCAGUGCAGACGCUGAGCUUGCUGCCUCUGACCAUUCGUGUAUGGUAGAAAGCAAUCGCUAUGUCAAUAAAAGUGUAUCAUCUUCACUGUUGGAGUAAGGAGUUCGUGAGUGGGUCUUCAGAGGAGCAGCUGAGCCACGCCCACCGCCUGCUGAUGACACAGCUGACCCAGGACCAUGCUGAGAUCCGCCUCUCGGCCUUCCAGAUCGUGGAUGAGCUGUUCACCAGGUCUCAUCAGUUCAGAGUGCUGCUUGUUUCUGACUUCCAGGAGUUCCUAGAGCUCACACUGGGCACAGAUAAUGACUGUCCCCUGCCACCCCCACGGGAGGCAGCCCAGAGGCUGAAGCAGGCAGCCAUGCAGGCUGUGGAAGGCUGGAAUGAGAAGUUUGGGGAGGCUUAUAAGAAGCUAGCCUUGGGCUACCACUUCCUAAAACACACCAAAAAGGUGGAUUUUCGGGAUAUAAAUGUUAGGACUGUGGCAGAAAGGAAGCGAGAAGAAGAGAAGCAAAAACACUUGGACAGAAUCCACAGGGAAAGUGCUGAGCGGGCUAAGAGGGAAAUGGAAGAAAUGUCUGAUGAGAUUGGAUGCUGCCUGACAGAAGUGGAGAACUGCUUUAGGUUGCUGGUGCCCUUGGAUUUUGGCCCAAACCCAGAGGAUAAAUUCUUUGGUGAGGUAGCUGGCACAAUAGAGGGUCAAGCUCCUUGCACCUUGAGCCUGGACCUGGCAACUCCUCAUGAGUCUGGUCUCCCUGGACCCCAAGAUGAAGAGCAGCCAUGCUGCAGCAAGGACUUGGAUACCUCUGCAUACCAUGUUGGACCUGCUGUUGGUCUGAAGGCGCUAGCCCAAACAGCCAUGCAAGACCCCUCCAGGGAUGAGGAUGAACACAGCGACCCAGAGGAGUUCCUGCGGAGCCAUGGGCUGGGUUCCCACAAGUACACACUGGACGUGGAAUUCCAAUCAGAUGGUCUGAAGGUUCAGGAGAAUGAAGACAACCUUGCUGUCUUCCAAGCUGCCCGAGACUCGCUCAAACUCAUCCAGAACAAGUUUCUACCAACUGUGUGCUCCUGGGUCCAGCGGUUUACCCGUGCAGGCACCUACACUGGAGACUUAAAAAAGGCCAUUGACCUGAAAACGGAAUUGGAACUUGCUCUAAAGAAGUAUGAGGAACUGAACGUUGAGUCUGACAGAGGACAAAGGAGCAGGAUGGAAGCACCGGAGGACAGCGAGGAUGAAGAUCAGGACUUUGUGGAGGUCCCAGAGAAAGAGGGUUAUGAGCCUCGAAUCCCUGACCACUUACGGGCUGAAUAUGGGCUGGAGCCAAAGGCCCCACCAAAGACUCUGAUGAAGGGUACAGCUGUGUGUAGCCUACAGGAGAGGACAAGGAUGAGAAGGGAAGAGGAGGCAUCAGACCCCACCUCAGCAGCUGCCCAGCUGUUGCGGUUCCAGGACUCCUUGCCAUCCACCUCAUCAUCUUCCAGGGUACUUUUAGGGCCAGAGGAAGCCCAGAAGCAAGCAGAGCGGGCCCGAGCACCCAUUGUACCCUUCGGAGUGGACCUGUGUUACUGGGGCGAGGAGCACCUAACAGCUGGAAAGAUCCUUAAAUCUGACUCUCAACACCGCUUCUGGAAACCCAGCGAGAUGGAGGAGGAGGUGGAUAGUGCCCAUGUUUCUGAGAUGCUCCGUAGCCGACACAUUACCUUUUCAGGGAAGUUUGAGCCUGUGCAGCACAAGUGCCGGGCCCUGAGGCCUAAUGGCAGCCUCUGCGAGCGCCAGGAUCGGCUAAAGUGCCCGUUCCAUGGGAAGAUCAUCCCCAGAGAUGACAAGGGGCAGCCUCUCAACCCAGAAGACAGAGCCCGAGAACAAAGGCGGCAGCUGCAGCAGCAGCAGGCACAUCCAGAUUGGCAGGACCCUGAGUUUAUGAAGGACGUGGAGGCAGCCACAGGGGUAGACCUCGGUUCAUCCAAGUAUAGCAAGAAGGGCAAAGGAAGAAAGAAGAAACACCCCAACCUCACCGACCUUCGAGAACGUGCCAACACCUCUCGGGCCCGCCUGGAGAAGAAAGUCUUUGCCAAGGCAGCGGUGCAGAGAGUAGUGGCUGCCAUGAAUCAGAUGGACCAGAAGAAACACGAGAAGUUUGCAAACCAAUUUAACUAUGCGCUGAAUUAAAAGGGUGUGGGCUAAAUGGGCUGUGGUUCCCUUGGCCAUCAGCUCUUUUCCUUUCACCAGCUAACUAGGAUAGGAGAACAGGCUUUGGGCUGGGUAAAAUCAACUUGUUUUUAUGUAUGUAUGUAACAAUGGAAAGUGAUUCAUUAAAGCACUGCUAAAGAAUAUAGCUUAGUGGUAAGGCCAGGCGUUGAUUCCCAACAAGUGUAACCGUGCUUAUGGCACCACACCUACAAGCCAGCAGUUGGAAGACAUUACAGGAUUGAGUUCUAGGCCAGCAUGGAUUACAGGCAAGACUGCUUGAAAAAACAACAAAAGCUAGAUGAGGUGAUGCCCACCUGCAGCCCAGGCAGCCCAGGCAGGAGGAUCAACAAGUUAAAGCUAACCUAGUCCAUGUAGUAAGUUCCAGGCCAGCCAGACUUGCGUAAGUGUAAUGUGUUUCUGGGGGAAGUCUGUCAGGAUAACCUACCUGCAUUGGCGUCAGGGGUAGGUCAGGCAUCCCAUCUGGUUGCAGGUAAGGUCUUGGGCAGUGAGUCUGUCCCCAGUAGGCCUAUGUACUUUAUGAUACCUUGAGAAACCCACCUUUUCAUGCAAAUGCUGUUUAAUACAGAUGUAUAAGUCCUGGCAUAGAAUUCUGGAAUGGCUCUGUUGAGCCCUGACUAGCCUUCCUAGCACAUGCACAGAUGUAUAACCAAUGUCACUAUCUGUUCCCAGAACUUUAUACCCUAAGACAAAUGCCUGCCCACCCACCCCUAAGCCCAGUUCGAUUCUGGAUUUGUGUUUUCUAGAAUAAUUGGGUCUGUGGCUUUUUGUUUUGUUGAGACGUGAUGUCUUUAUGUAGCUCUGGCUGUCCUGAAGCUCACUAUGUAGACCAGGUUGGUAUCAGGCUCGCAGAGAUCCUCCUGCCUCUGCCUCUUGAGUACUGAGAUGAAAGGCAUAAAGGCAUGAUCCACCACUCCUGGCUGAGUGUGUGGCCUUUGUUUUCAAGUUCUUCCAUGUUGUGAUACAUACCAAUACUUCACUCCUAUUCAUUGCACAUAAAAAUCACAAUAGAGGACUGGGGAGAUAGCUCAGUGGAGAAAGCACUUUCCGUACAGUCACGAGGACUGAGUCGGGAUCCCCAGCGUCCAUAUAGAAACCAGGUGCCUGUGGCAGCCUGCCUGUAAUCCUGGCCUGUGUGAGGGGAGCCAGGAUCCCUGGAGCAGGCUGGGUAAGGAGACUAGCCGACAUCAGCGUGUUGUGGAUUCAGCAGGAGGCUCAGUCAAUAAAGUGGAGAGCGAUCAAGGGAGACACCCAGCUACAACCUCCGGCCUCUGCUGGCGCCUGCGCGCACACACACCAAUAGGCAUGUGCCCACAGUAGACACACAUGCACACCACACAUAAAUACACACAAAAAAAAUCAGAGUGGAUGGAGUCAUAUUUUGUCUAUUGCCCUUUUUGUCUUCUUUUGUGAAUCAGGGUCUCUCUGUGUAGCCCUGGCUGUCCUGUAACUCACUCUGUAGACCAGGCUGACCUCAAACUCACAGAGAUCUGCCUGCCUCUGCCUCCCAGGGCUGAGAUUACAGGCGUGCUCUGCAUGGCCUGCUUCCUUGUUUCGUUAUUGACAUUUGGGCUGUUCCCACCAUGGAGCCGCCAUGAAUACCUGUGCUUGAGUUUUCGUGUAGAUAAGUGUUUCUGUUAAUCCCUGAUUCAUACAGUAACCCUACUUUGUGAUGAACUGCAAACUGUUGAAUGGUGGGUGCUGAGAAGACAUUUUUUCUAUCCUUUCCCUUUAAGGUGGCCCUGAUCUUUGAAGAUGAGUUCUCUGUUUUCUAGUCAGGCUUUCUCUGUGUAGCCUUCGCUGUCCUAGACUCACUUCCCUGAAUGCUGGGAUUAAAGAUGUGUGCCACCAUGACCAGCUUGAAGCUGAGCUUUUUGUUUUGUUUUGAUUUUUAAGAUAUACUUAUUUAUUCUGCCUACAUAUAUGCCUACAGGCCAGAAGAGGGCACCAGAUCUCAUUAUAGAUGGUUGUGAGCCACCAUGUGGUUGCUGGGAAUUGAAUUCAGACCUCUGAAAGAGUAGACAGUGCUCUUAAUCUCUCUGAGUCAUCUCUUCAGCCCAAAGCUGAGUUCUUUUUUUUUUUUUUUAAGCUUUUUAAAAAAAGAUUUAUUUAUUAUGUCUACAAUGUUCUGUCUGCAUGUACACCUGCACACCAGAAGAGGGCACCAGAUCUCUCUAUAGAUGACUUUGAGUCACCAUGUAGUUGCUGGGAAUUGAACUCAGGACCUCUGGAAGAGCAGCCAGUGCUUUUAACCUCUGAGCCAACUCUCCAGCUCCCAAAGCUGAGUUCUUAAUCCAUUCAAUUAACCAAUGCCUCUUAAUUAGGGAGCUGAGGCCAUUAAAAUUUAAAAUUAUAUCUAAAGGUGUAUGUUGGUUGCUGUUUUGCUUUUUGUAUUUUUUAUCUUAUUCUGUGUUUCCAUAAUUACAGCUUCAUUCGUUUUAUUUCUGUAAUCUUUUGACUAUGCUUUUUACUUUCCAGUCCAAAAACAAAAUACUGCUUUCAAUAUUCUCUUUAGGGCUGGUUUGAUGGAUAUGAAUUUUUUUUGUUUGUUUAUAUCAUGGAAAUUUUUUCUUUCUCCUUUAUCUAUGGCAAAUGGAAUCAGGAAGCAAGAAGUGUCACUACCUUUUUAUUUUUUAAGACAGUGUCUCACUAUGUAGUCCUGGCUGCUGUAAACCAGAUGGGCCUUGAACUCACAGAGAUCUUCCUGCUUCUGCCUUUUAAGUGGUGGAAUUAAAGACAUUUGCCACUUUGCCUAGUCAGUAUUGCUGUUUUAAAAUCUGACAAAAUAGAUUUCAGACUAAAAUUAAUCAGAAGAGAUAAAGAAGGACACUUCAUUCUAAUCAAGAGAACAAUUGAACAAAAAUACAUUACAGUUCUGUAUGCACCAAAUUCUGGCACACCAAAUUUCAUAAGAAACAUACCAUUGAAUUAAAAACACAGAUUACUCCAAAUCAGUAUUAGGGGCUGAUUUCAGUAUCCCACUUUCUUCAGUAGACAGGUCAUGUGGACAAAAAAAUAAAAUAGAAGAAUCAGAAUUAAGUGAUACCAUACAUAAAAUGAACCUAAGAAAUAUGUACAGAAUGUUUGACUCAAACACCAAAGAACAUACAUUCUACUCAGCAGGCCAUGGAUGUGUCUAUGAAAUAGAUCACAUUGACCAGGCCAAGGUGGCACACAGCUUUAGCUCCAACCCAGGAGACAGGCAAGCAGAUCUCUGAGUUUGAGGCCAGCCUGGUCUGCAGAGUGAGUUCAAGGAUAGUCAAGGAUAGCCAGAAACCUGUCUCAGAAAAUAGAAAUAAUAAAGUGGAUCACAUAAUUUGACACAAAACAUACCAAGUUCAGGAAAAUUGAAAUAAUUCAGUGUAUCUUAUCUAACCACAAUACAGUAAAGCUUCAAGUCAAUGGCAAACAAAUCCCUAAUAUAUACAUUGAUGCAGAUUAAAUAACACAUUACUAAAUAAUGAAAAGAUCAAAAAUAAUCAAGAAAAAGUUUUAAUCCUGAAGUUAAAUAAAAUUGAAAACAUAAUACAACAAAACCUCUGGGUACAUUAAAUGGACCUAAGAGGUACUAACUAACAUAGCUCCUAGUACCUAUUUAAAAAAUCAGAAGAGGCAGAAAUAAAUGAUAGUGAUGUGAUUCAAUGAUUUCAAAAAACAGCAAACCAAACCCAAACCUAGUAGGAACAAAUAGUAAAAACAUCAUAAAUUAAUGAAAUCAAAAGAAAAUGAUAAAAAGAAUCAAUGAAUCUUAAGAGCUUGUUCUUUGACAAGCUGUCAGCAGACCCUUGGCCCAGCUAACCAAAAACAAAAAACCCAAAGACAUGAUUCAAAUUAAUAGAAUUAGUGUUGAACAGGGAAACAUCACAACAGACACCAGUGAAACUCAGAGUACUGUAAAGGAAUACUUUAAACAACCUGUUCUCCAUCAAGUUAGAAACACUGAAAGAAGAGAAAGCACGCACGUGGUGCACAUAAGUGAAAGUAAAACACUCACGCAUAAUUUUUUUAAUUAAAAAAAAAUGGAUGGAUAUUUUGUACUCAUCCAAACCACCAAGAUUAAGCAAAAGCCCAGAUGGAUUCACAGGAAAAUUCCAGCAGACUUUCAAAGACCUACAGCCAAUCUUUUUUUUAACAAUUUAUUCAUUGCAUAUCCUGGUUGUAGCCCCCUCCCAGUCCCACCGUCCCUCCCCCCCCCCAUUCCCUUCUCCUAGUCUACUGAAUUAGAAAAAGAAAGAAAGAAAAACAGCGGAACAUUUGCCCAACAACAACAAAACUAUAGGCCAAUAUCCCUAAUGAGCGUGGAUGUAAAAAUCCUUAAUAAAAUACUGCAAACUGAAUGCAAGCAAAUAUCAAGAAGUUCACCCAAGUAAGGACUGAAUGUAGAUAAUCAACACUUGAGUCAUGAAAGAGGAUAUAAAGGUUUUGUAGUUUUAGCACUUUUUGUUUAGCGCUUAAAAAUGUCUGAUAGUCAAAGUGUAAAAGUGUAAAAUCCAGUGUGAAGCUGUUCACUGAGAUGGAUAAACUUUGGGUCUGGUUCCUUUCACUGUGUGAUGUUUUUGUAAGUUUUUUGUAAUAAAGGCUUUUUGGUAUUUUG
This is a messenger RNA of Meriones unguiculatus (Mongolian gerbil), 8479 nucleotides long. RefSeq names its product UV stimulated scaffold protein A (gene Uvssa). Gene Ontology annotation, molecular function: RNA polymerase II complex binding. Gene Ontology annotation, cellular component: chromosome. Bases 1741 to 3846 code for a protein of 701 amino acids. Gene Ontology annotation, biological process: transcription-coupled nucleotide-excision repair; response to UV. The transcript is spliced from 13 exons. The record is from RefSeq and is a predicted model, not a curated record. NCBI's taxonomy places the organism in Eukaryota, Metazoa, Chordata, Mammalia, Rodentia, Muridae.